AUGGGACGGGCAGCCAACAGGACUAAUAAGAGAGUAUCUAGUAGGGGUGCAAAGGUAAAAGCAAAACCAGUGGUGACAGAUACUCAGACCAGUGUCAAUGGAUUUGACCGGCUGGUGUAUAACCGUGUGGGGAAGUGUGGCAGUCGCAGUCUCAUCACCAUACUCAGUGUCCUGAGCAACGUCAAUGGCUUCAACUUCGCCAAGGACAACUUUGUCAAGCACUGGCAGACCAGGUUCCCACUUCCUGAACAGAUUGCCUUGGUUCAACACGUGGACCAGAUACAGCCUCCCUUCUUCUACAACAGACAUUUCCACUACAUCGACUUCACCAGGUUUGGCGCAAGACAGCCUGUCUACAUCAACAUGAUUCGAGACCCUUUCGACCGACUGGUGUCUUCUUACUACUUCAAGAGAUAUGGUGAUGGGAGGUCGGAUGACAGAGGUGGACACCUGAAGGAGGAGGACAAAUUACGAAGCUUCGAUGCGUGUGUGCUGGAGGAACAGGUGGAGUGUACGCGGGGACUGCAUUACAUCAUCCCCUUCUUCUGCGGACAGAGACCAGGCUGCAGGGAGCCAUCACGAUGGGCACUGGAGAAGGCCAAAGACAACGUCUUGGACAAGUUUCUAGUUGUGGGGAUUCUGGAGGAGUUUAACGACACAUUGAGGGUCUUCGAACACCUGCUGCCUAACUUCUUCAAAGGAGCCAUGUCUGUGUGGGAGAACCCACCUCAGUGGGUACGGCAGCUUUACAACAGCUCUAAGACUGCGAAAAAGCCGACACCUUCACCGUUCAUCCGAGACAAGUUCCGACGGAGAAUGAAGCUGGAGUACGAGUUCUACUACUUCGUCCGCGACAUUUUCCACAACCUGAAAAACAAACUGGGCAUCCCCUCCACCCCUGACCAGGUAGCCUACAGAAGCGAUCCACUCUACAAGGAAAUCAUGGCCAGUAAAUCGACCAAGCUGACGUCGUACGCCCGAGAACAGCCGGUUAUAGCAGUGGGAGCAGACAACAAGGAUUACGACGAAAACGAAAACGAAUACGAGGAUGAAAGAAAGGCUUCUGACAGCACGGCGGGGGCUGCCACGAUACCAAAAAUUCCACAAGAACCAAUCAAAAGAGUUGAUCCAAGACAAGCACCAAUAGAUGAGACGCAGAAACAUGUUUUGCAUGUAAAAGAAGUUUUUCCACAGAAUGUUUAUCCUAAUACCAGGGAUCAAAAUGCCUUAUCGGGUGGCACAGAAAUGGAAAGAGUUUUAGAACAGGCUCAACGUAUAGUGAGUGCUGCUGUUCAGGAUAACCUCAACUCUAGGACUUCUGAAACCCUCAGUAAAACACACAACACUGAAGACAAUGAAGAGGACAACUACGAUGAUGAUGAAGAUGAAGAUGAUGAAGAUGAUAGGGAAGAUUAAGGAUGACGUAUUCCAACAGUACUUAACAUCUACUAUUGUCAGUGUCCCACCCUUAAGUACACUGUAUCUGGCAUCUCCAAAGUUAUGUCCAAUUAUUUGUCCAUGUAUGUGCUCUUCUACAACUAGCCAAUCUGGAGUGUAUUUGAUAUAAGGCCACACCAAUUUGAUUUGUUGGCCAUCAGAUUUUUCCAGAAAAAAAAAAUGAAGCAACAGAGCAAAAAUAACAACAGGCCUAGUAUAAUAGCCCCAAAGUCAACAUACCAGGCUGGUUUGUAAUUGAAACAAUGAGUUUUAAACUUUCAUCAAACCAGUGCAUUGAUAGAUGAAAAAACUGUAACAAGUAGAAAGACAAAGAGCUUCCUCUAACUGUUUCUUCCAAAAUAUGAGCAUUUUGCAGUUGAUUCAGAACCUGAAUCCUUGUUGUUUUUUGUUUUUUUGCAAAUUAGAAAAAAAAUUAAGCAGGCAUAUCUGGUAGCCAAUAGAUUAAAUUGGUGCAGCCUAAAUGAAUACUUGCUAUUCAUGUUCCUGUUGUGUAGUAGAAUGGUGUAUCCUAAUAUUUUUUCUGUGAAAAAAACUUCUCAGAGGUUUUGUACUGUGCACAUGUCUACUUAAGCAUAGAAGUGACCGUAUAUUUUCAAAGGAUCCAAAUUUGAAGUAAUAAGGCUAAUAUUUCAUGUAGUUCUUUUAGGCAAUUAAGGAAUAUGUAAGUAAUAAUUUGAAAAAAAAUGGUCUUAAUAUGGUGUAGAUUUGACAAAUGUUUUAUGCUGUUAUGGGAAAAUAUAAAUUGUGAAUUUCUGGUGGAAGGUACAAGUACUUAAUUGUGGAUAUAAGAAUUCAUUGCAAUUUUUGUUCUGUCAGAGUUGAAAAGCUGAUCUGUUACAUCAUUUAAACCAAAGUGCCUUCGCUUAACCACAGAUGAUAUAGACCAUAAGUAUUGAAUGCUCAGUGGACCAGUGAAUUAUUUCCAGGUGUUGAGAAUUUCGUACAAAGUGACCUUACAGACUAUAUUUUUGUGUUUGAAUGAAAGCUCAUCUGUGUUGGUAGAAUCCAUAGUUGUAGAGUUUAAGCUGUGUUCCAACAAUUUUCAGUUCAUCUCGAUAUAGAACUUUAUCAGAUGUGUGCUUCCAUGGAUGAAGGUCGACGAGAUUGACUGAAAAUUCAGUUUCUUUGUUGUG
Messenger RNA from Branchiostoma belcheri (Belcher's lancelet), 2591 nucleotides. RefSeq names its product uronyl 2-sulfotransferase-like. The transcript has 9 exons. Gene Ontology annotation, molecular function: sulfotransferase activity. NCBI's taxonomy places the organism in Eukaryota, Metazoa, Chordata, Leptocardii, Amphioxiformes, Branchiostomatidae. Gene Ontology annotation, cellular component: membrane. The coding region runs from base 1 to 1416 and encodes 471 amino acids. The record is from RefSeq and is a predicted model, not a curated record.